Molecule: messenger RNA, 4980 nt
Organism: Oryctolagus cuniculus (rabbit)
Lineage: Eukaryota; Metazoa; Chordata; Mammalia; Lagomorpha; Leporidae
Gene: CDC20B
Product: cell division cycle 20B
Biological process (GO): anaphase-promoting complex-dependent catabolic process; positive regulation of anaphase-promoting complex-dependent catabolic process; positive regulation of ubiquitin protein ligase activity
Cellular component (GO): anaphase-promoting complex
Molecular function (GO): protein binding; anaphase-promoting complex binding; ubiquitin ligase activator activity
Source: RefSeq, a predicted model, not a curated record
GAGCUGGCGCGGGCCCGCGGGGCGCGAGAACCGGCCGUUGGCGUUGGGGAGGGGGCGAUGUCCCGUGCACCUUUCUAGAAAAGCGAAUGCGUCCAGCGAAGUCGGAUAGGCUUAGGCGCACCCAGCUGCAGGUGCGGCGAGAUCCGGGAAGAGGCCCCGGGCCAAACGCUGCGGGCGUUACACGUGCGUUGACCGAGGCCUGGCCCAGCUCCCGGGGCAGCCGGAGGGGCGCAGGCGAAGUACACCGCGUCCUUCUGAGAGAGUUAACGUUGUUGUUUAGAACCGAAGUGCCAUUGUGUAGUUGGACGCAGAGAGAUCGGAUCUGGGCAGCUUGCCUAGCCUCAGCCUGCAGCGAGGGGGCCCCGCUCGGAACCUGGGAGGAAUCUGGGGAGUGGGCGAGCCAGCCCUCCCUCCCCGAGGCCUCCUCUCUAGAAAUCCUGGGGACCGAAGUGGCCCCGGGAGUCGUCCUCACGGCCUCUCUCAGGGGUCACAGGCUCCCUGCAAAACCCCUUCUUGGAAGACGCGUUCUGAAAACUGCGGGUCAGCCCCAGGCCCUCAGGCUAAAAUGUUUACCUGCUAUUUUACCUUCCCACCUAAACCGUUGUAUCCUAGUGUUUUUAUAAGACCACGUGAUGUUGAAAAGGUUUCAUUUUGAAAUACUUAUCAGACUUAGAAAAUAGUUAGAAGGAUAUACUCACACCCUUCACCCACCUUUCCCAAAGGUUAACGCCUUUAUAAAAGGGCAGUGCAGUUGAUUGUGAUGUGGACAUUAGCACUAAUACUACCCUAUAAGCUACAGGCGUUGUUCCCAUUUCUGCAGUUACCCAAUGUCCCCCGGGGCCUUUUCUGGUCCAGGAUUCAACCCAGAGCCUCACACACAUGCAGCUGGCAUGUCUACUUGGUUUCUUUUAGUCUGUGGCGGUCUCUCAGUCUUGUUCAGGGCUGUGACGCUUCAUUGGCCAAAGAUUUUGUAGAAUGUCCUUCCGUUUGGGUUUGUCUAGUGUUUUAUCCUUAGUAGGUUCAGGUUAUGCGUUUUUGGCAAGAACACGGCAGAAGCGUGGUUGUGCCCUUCUUGGGGCGUGGUAUCAGGGGGCACACAGGUUUGUCGUGUGGAUGGUGACGGUCAUUUCGCUUACUUGGUUAGGGUGGUGGUUGCCAAGCGCGUCCAAUGAAAAGCUGUGAUUUCUCUCUUUGUGCUUAAUCAGAGGGCAGAUAUCUUCAUCGCAUGCACACUAACUUUAGCAUGUAAGAUUCCUGCCUGUAGCAGUGGUUACCGUGGUAUUUGUUAAAUAGUGCUUUCCCCAUUUCUGUCAUUCUGAUGUUAAAUUUUAAUCUGAAUAUUUAAAAAUUUUCAUUUCUUAAUUGAAAAGGGGAGGAAGAGAGGGAGGGAUAGAAGGAGGGAGAGAGAGAGAGAGAAGAACACACACACACACACACUCGCUUUCCUCUGUUGGUUCACUCCCCAAAAGAGGGCAAUAGCUGGAACUGGACCAGGCCAAAGCCAGGAGCUUGCAGCUCAAUCCAGGUGUCCUGUAUAUGGUCAGCGGCCACUCACACGCUUGGCCAUCGUUUGCUGCUUCCACGGGAUCACCCACACCCUGUGUAUUAGCAGAGCUGGGUCAGAAGAGGAAGGGGUAGUGGACUUGAACGCAGGCACUUUGAUAUGGGGUGCUGGCAUCCCAGGUUGCAUCUUAACCUGCUGUGCCGAAUGCCAGCUCCCUCAGUGACUUUGUAAAGGAAGAUACCUGUCUUACACCUUUCUACCUGGAAGUUGUUUGUAGACAUACUGUGGAACUUGUGGCUAAAAUGGAGCUUAUAAACGUAUUUCUUAAGGAUAACUGCAGUGUACAUGAACAAUAGUAUUCCUAGUACUUUCAGACAUCUCAAUUCACAUGAAUUUAAAAGUUCAUUAAUUGAAUUGUUUUCAUUCUGUGUGUGUACAAGAUCGGUAAAUGUAAAACACAUUUAAAGACAGAACAGAGAUAAGUCAUCGUAUUUCUGUUGCAUUGAAACUUUUUAGUUGGUAUUUGCAAAGCUGUUCGUUUAAAUUAACAAUGCAUCCAAGUCUCAUCCAGUAAUAGUUCACUUUGUUUAACCUCAGUGUUUGCUGAACAGAUUUACUGGAAGUUGGAAUGAGUACCCCUUUGCACUGUAAAGUAGGUAGAAUUCUUGUGGGUGAAACAGAUCUUUUAAUCUGAGAGUUAUUUGACUAUCAACCAUUUUUGAUAAAUAGUGUUUGAAGAUUAAGUUACCCUAUGCAGUAUUGCCUUGAACCUUUGCCACUGUACACUGUACUGGCCCACGACUGGCUCUUAGUCUUGAUGGUCUCAGUAUGAAGGCAAGCAGGGGUGUUCUAACUUCUUUAUUUUUUUAAAUCACUGUUUUGAGCAUCUGUUAUCUGUUAACUCUUUGCCCAGCAGAAUGCGCAGAGCCACAUAACUCAUCAGAGCAAAACGCAGCCCAGUGUCAAAUGGGGAGGAGGCGGCGGCGAGGGGGCUGCCCCACAGCCAGAGGUUUCCAGACGGUUCACCCUCGGCCAUCUGGCGCGGCCGCCUCUCCUGGCCCCUCGGGCGGGCGAGCACGCGGCGCGGCCCAUCUGUGCCAUCGCUGCGCUCCGCGCGAGUCCCCCCGACCGCGUCCCGGCCGAAUCCGCGGGGAAGCCCCGCCCGGGCAGACUGCACACCCGGCGGCCAUCGCCGGCACCGCGGCUGGACCGGGCUGGAGAGACACCAAUGGGAGGGGAGGAGGCAGGGAACCUGUUCGGUUCCCGAAAAAAGCCAAGAGCGUGAACUCGCGGAACCCGCGUCUCCGCCCGCCAAGCCCCGGCCUCCCGCCGCCCUAACGGCGCUCGGCGCCGGGCCGGGCUCCGGCGCGCCAGGGCGCGCGGCAAAGCUUGGCGCUCGCGGGCGCGGCGCCGGCGGCGGCCACGUGCGGGGCGGCCCCGCGCCGGGGGAAGCCCUCCCGGGCCCUGACGUCACGGCCGCGCCGGCCAACGGGAGGCCGGGCAGGGGGAUUCCCGCUCGCGCCGCCGCGCCGCCGGCUUUUUAAAUGGCUCCCCCGGGACCGCUCUCCGGGCGCCGUCGGCAGCUGCUGACACAGCGGGGACCCCGGGGGGGACCGGGCUCGAGGGGUUCGACGACGAGGCGUCCAGACCCGGCCCGGCCCCGGAUGGAGUGGAGCCUGGAGCGCAGCGCCAGGCCCAGGGUCCUCGCCGAGGAGCGGCGGCUGUGGGCGAAUGUCAUGCGGGUGCUCGCCCAGGACAUGGAGAAGAGAAGCCAAGGUUCCCCCAAGAUACCGGAUUCGGUUACCACCCCCUACGCUAACUUUAAGAGCAACUUCGCGAAGAGGCUGUCAGCGGGGGUGCCUGUUGCCAGCAGCCCAAUCGCCACGAGAUGGCAGCAAAGUCCAACCAGGGAGCUGUCCGCCUGUCGCCUCCCGGAAGCGCGGUCGGCCGCCGGCCUCUCAGAAUCGCCGGGCAACGACACCUUGACGCCGGGAUCCUUUAACGAACCAUUCAAGACUCCCGUCCAAGAAGGUUCUGAAACAAAGAACUCUGCUUUGCACUUUGGCGAGACACCUCGUGCACUGGACAGAGGCUGGAAGGAAAGCGUUGCCUCCAAAGGCCAGAAAUGCCUGAACCUACUCUUUGGAACCCAGAGGGCGGCUCAGUGGGUUGCUGGGAACAUGCAGCUAUGUGAGCAAUCCCAAUGUGUUUGGAAAGGCUGCAGAGGUGGAGUCAGAAAUGAAUCUUUCGAUCUGGAAAGGUUUGGUGAUGCAAACUAUUCCAUGCUCCAACCAGAGAAGAAGAUCCAUCUUACUGGUCUUCGCAAUGACUACUAUCUGAAUAUCCUGGACUGGAAUUUUCAAAAUCUUGUUGCUAUAGCCCUUGGAUCUGCUGUAUAUAUUUGGAAUGGAGAGAACCACAGUGGGAUUGAAAACAUAGACUUAAGUCUCACUUGUAACUAUAUAUCUUCUGUGUCCUGGAUCAAAGAGGGAACCUGCCUGGCAGUUGCCACCAGUGAAGGAGAAGUGCAAUUGUGGGAUGUGGUAACUAAAAAGCGGCUGAGAACCAUGCUUGGUCAUUUAUCAGUAGUCGGGGCUCUGAGCUGGAACCAUUGUAUCCUCAGCAGUGGGUCAAGACUGGGCCGUGUUUAUCAUCAUGAUGUCCGGGUAGCCCAGCAUCGUGUUGGGACACUUGGCCACAAGCAGGCUGUGUGUGCUCUGAAGUGGUCACCGGAUGGCAGACUGCUCUCCAGUGGCUGCAGUGAUGGGCUGCUGACAAUAUGGCCCCACGAUCCUGGUGCCGGUGCACAGGCCCAGCCACUGAAAGUCAUACCUCAGUCCACAGCUGUCAAGGCCAUGGAUUGGUGUCCCUGGCAGUCUUCUGUCCUUGCUGUUGGAGGAGGAAUGAAGGAUGGAUGCCUACACGUUUUGGAUAUAAACACUGGGAAGAGCAUCCAGACCCCAAGCACAAACUCACAGAUUUGCUCCCUAGUCUGGCUACCUAUGACAAAAGAGAUUGCAACUGGCCAAGGUACUCCUAGCAAUGAUGUGACUGUGUGGACCUGUCCUAGUCUGUCCAGGUCAGGUGCGUUUUUUGGCCACAGAGGCAGAGUGCUGCACCUGGCUUUGAGUCCAGACCAGACCCGGGUGUUCUCUGCUGCAGCUGAUGGGACAGCCUGUGUAUGGAGCUGCUGCUGGCCACCCCGUCCCUCUGAACUUCAGUCUCCUCCAUCCUAACUCCCUGCUGAUGCACUUGGGAAAGCAGUGAAGACGGCCCAAGUACUUGGACCCCUGCCAUCCAUGUGGAAGACCUUGAUGGAGACAGAGGCUCCUGGGUUUGGCCUGGUUCAGAGUUUGCCAUUGCAGCUAUUUGGAGAGUGAAACAGCAGGUGGAAAAUAUUGCUUUCUCUGUCUUUCCCACCUCCCACCUUCCCCACCACCCUGCCUUUCAAAUAAAUAAAAUAAAUCUGAAAAGAA